AAAAGAUAUAAAAACCCUCACUUUGGAUCUGGAGAAUAAUAUUUCUCUUUAUAUCUUAAAUUGUCUUGUACAUAUAAUUAUUCAACAUGGGAUACAUGUUAAAAGGCGCUGCCUUAUUUAGAGCUACUACUUUACUAGCCGCUAUUGGCUUUUUACUCUUUGGUUAUGACCAGGGUGUUAUGUCCGGUGUUGUUGCCAAUGAUUUAUUUAAAGAAACAAUGGGAAAUCCUAGUUCUUCUAUGAUUGGUGCUAUUGUAGCCCUUUAUGAAAUUGGUUGUAUGGCCGGUGCUUUGUCUACUGGUCGUAUUGGUGACUGGCUUGGCCGUAGAAAGACAAUUCGUUAUGGUUGUCUUAUUCUCUGUAUUGGUGCUGUCUUACAAACUGCUGCUGUUGAUGCUGGUAUGAUGAUUGCUGCUCGUAUCAUCACUGGUAUUGGUAAUGGUAUGAACACUGCUACCAUUCCUGUCUAUCAAGCUGAAUUGUCUCCUCCCAAGUCUAGAGGUUCUCAUGUUGCUUUUGAAGCUUCCUUAUUAACUGUCGGUGUUGCUAUUGCUUACUGGCUUGAAUAUGGUCUCUACUUUGUCAAAGGUGAAUUUGCUUGGAGAUUCCCUUUGGCUUUCCAAAUGGUCUUUGCUAUCAUUUUGGGUACUGCUUCUUUCAUCUUGCCUGAAUCUCCUCGUUGGUUGCAAGCUCACGGUCAUGAAGAAGAAUGUAAGUUGGUUCUGGCCCGUCUUUGGUCUGACUGUGAUACCACUCAUCCUCGUUGUAUUGCUGAAUGGGAAGAAAUCCGUGACGGUAUUGAACUCGAACGUCGUGAAGGUGUCUCCUCUUAUGUUGAACUCUUCAAGAAGGGUAAGAUGAACAACCGUUAUCGUGUCUUGCUUGGUAUGGGUGGUCAAAUCAUUCAACAGUUGGGUGGUAUCAAUGCUAUCAGUUACUAUUUGACCGAUGUCUUUGUCCAAGCUGGUAUGUCCACUGAAAUGGCUAUGUUGAUGGCUGGUGUUGAUUCUAUCAUUUACUUCUUGGGUGCUGUCACUCCCAUCUACACUAUUGAACGUUUGGGUCGUCGUUUCCUCAUGUAUGCUGGUUUGAUUGGUCAAGCUAUCUCUCUGCUUGUUGUCGGUGGUGCUCAAUACCUUGUCGAAAGAGACGGUGGUGAUAACAAGCCUGCUUCUAGCUGUGUCAUUGCCUUUGUCAUGAUCUAUAACUUUGUGUUUGGUGCUGCCUGGUUAGGUUUAGCUUGGCUCUAUCCUUCUGAAAUUUUCUCCACUGGUCUCAGAGCUAAGGGUAACUCCAUGUCAACAGGUGCUAACUGGCUUGGUAACUUUGUUGUUGCCAUGAUCACUCCCGUUUUGUUCCAGUAUGCCAAAUACUGGACUUUCUUGAUGUUUGGUAUUCUCAACGUUAUUUUCUUAAUCCCUAUUUUCCUUUAUUAUCCCGAAACCAAGGGCAAGUCUUUGGAAGAAAUCGAAGUUUUGUUUGCUACCGAAGAUCUUCAAGAAGAUGCCAAGUCUAUUGCUUCUCAUAUUGGUUCUACCUCUUUGUAUGAUCAAAAGCAAGAUGCUCAAUCUCAAUUGGAACGUGCUUCUCGUCCUAGCUCUCGUCGUUUCCCUAGUAACUUCUCUGGUCGAAACAGUAUCAUCAACCCCUCUACUGUCCACGAGAAGCCAGCAAACAACACUGAAGCUGCUAACGUCAAGGAUGAAUACAACAACGAAAAGGGCCCCAACUACAAGUAAAACCCUCUAUCUCCCUUACCCCCUUUCUUAAUCGGUGAUCCUUCAUCUUGUACAUUAGUCUUUAUCUUUUACUUAAUUAAUGCAGGGGGCCGUGCCUUCCUUUUUAUUUUUUCUUCAAAACUUAUAUAUAUUCCUUAGUAUUCUAUUAUUAUUGCUACCCUAUUGUAUCCAAAAAUACAAAUAAAAAAAAACAUCAUUAU
Messenger RNA from Gilbertella persicaria, 1939 nucleotides. Its product is annotated as general substrate transporter. Gene Ontology annotation, molecular function: carbohydrate:proton symporter activity. Gene Ontology annotation, cellular component: membrane. The record is from RefSeq and is a predicted model, not a curated record. NCBI's taxonomy places the organism in Eukaryota, Fungi, Mucoromycota, Mucoromycetes, Mucorales, Choanephoraceae. The coding region runs from base 87 to 1739 and encodes 550 amino acids. Gene Ontology annotation, biological process: carbohydrate transport; transmembrane transport. The transcript has 2 exons.